AUGAUCGAAUAUUUCGGCUUAGCCCAUCUAGUCGGUGGACCGCGGCAGAACGCCGACAACACGGAAAUUAAACUCAACACCAAUAAAACGAUGAACAUGGCCGUGUCGCUGCUAAUGUCAAUCUUAGGCACACUCAUCUGUCUCACUCUGCCGUUCGCGGUACUCGAGAAGCCAUUGGGUUCGUUCGCCAGCGAGAGGCCUCAAGUUCGAAACGCGCUGGAGUGGAUCGAGAGGCACCUGGCUUUCAUAGAUCGUAUAAUUGUCGCCACAGCGAUCCUUUUGGUACUCGUUGCGGCGGACACUAUCGUUGACGCGAUAAGACAUACAAACAUAAAGGUCAGCCCUUGGGUGCAAAGGGGCAAAUACUUACCUCGCAAAUAUAAAGCUCAAUCGAUAAAUUCGAUAACCAGGCGUUCC
Molecule: messenger RNA, 417 nt
Organism: Iphiclides podalirius (scarce swallowtail)
Lineage: Eukaryota; Metazoa; Arthropoda; Insecta; Lepidoptera; Papilionidae
Source: the annotation of a GenBank genome assembly